Molecule: messenger RNA, 1593 nt
Organism: Scomber japonicus (chub mackerel)
Lineage: Eukaryota; Metazoa; Chordata; Actinopteri; Scombriformes; Scombridae
Product: ATP-sensitive inward rectifier potassium channel 12-like
Exons: 3
Coding region: 1-1593 (530 amino acids)
Biological process (GO): potassium ion import across plasma membrane; regulation of monoatomic ion transmembrane transport
Cellular component (GO): plasma membrane
Molecular function (GO): inward rectifier potassium channel activity
Source: RefSeq, a predicted model, not a curated record
AUGGGAACAAGUAGAGCCAACAGGUACAGUAUUGUGUCAGACAUUUUACCAGAGGACGAACGCCAGAAGAUCUCUAGCUUAGGACUCCAUAACGGCCACAGAUCCCCCAAUAUUCAACUGCACUCGGCCUGUGAGACAGAGUCAGAGGACUGUAGGAGGAGGUCGGGAGCCUCCGCUGCCGUACCCAGCAGAAAGGGACAAGGAGGGAUGAACAACUACAACGGAAAGAUUCUGACAAGGGGCUCCAAUCACAUACGGAGCCGAUUUGUAAAGAAAAAUGGACAAUGUAAUGUUGUAUUCACCAACAUGGAAGACCAGAGGCAGAGGUACUUAGCUGACAUCUUCACCACCUGUGUGGACAUCCGCUGGAGAUACCUACUGCUUUUAUUCUGCACUAGCUUCAUGGUCUCCUGGCUCUUCUUUGGCAUCAUCUUUUACACCGUCUCCCUGGCACAUGGGGACUUUGAGGAGCAAGCUAUGAUGAAGAAUGAUGGGCUCGCUAUGCCCUGCAUACUUCAUGUCCAGGGCUUUCUUGGGGCACUCCUGUUCUCCAUGGAGACUCAGACCACCAUUGGUUACGGUUGGCGCUGCGUUACAGAGGAGUGCCCUAUUGCCGUGAUCACAGUGGUUAUCCAGUCAAUUGUGGGCUGCAUCAUUGACUCCUUCAUGAUUGGCACCAUCAUGGCCAAGAUGGCGAGGCCAAAGAAGAGGAACCAGACCCUUAUUUUCUCCAAAAAUGCUGUCAUCGCCAUGCGUGAUGGCAAGCUGUGCCUCAUGUGGAGAGUGGGUAACCUACGGAGGAGCCACAUUGUGGAGGCUCAUGUCCGUGCCCAGCUCAUACGGUCAUAUGUCACAGCUGAAGGUGAGUUCAUCCCUUUGGAGCAGAUGGACCUCAAUGUGGGUUACGAUGAGGGCACAGACAGACUGUUUCUAGUGUCACCACUAGUUAUAAUCCAUGAGAUAGAUAAAGAUAGCCCCUUGUACACUUUAAGCCGAGCUGAUCUGGAGUCUGAUGACUUUGAGAUUGCUGUGAUCUUGGAAGGAAUGGUAGAGGCAACGGCUAUGACCACCCAGUUCCGUAGCUCUUAUCUUGCCAGAGAGAUCUUCUGGGGCCACAGGUUUGAGCCAGUGAUAUACGAGGACAAGAACUGUUACAAGGUAGACUAUGGUCGCUUCCACAACACUUAUGAGGUGCCGUCGACACCCCACCUCAGCGCCAAAGAGCUUGAUGAGGCUGCAAGCCGGGCUUCUUCUCCUGCUACCCCCACCUCUACGUGUAGAUCCACGAAGGACUUGAUGCCGCAGUCGGUGGGCGCCUUCUGCUAUGAGAACGAGAUAGCAUUGAGUGGUGGAGAGGAAGAGGAUGACAUCUUUGACUCUAAUCAGAUUGUAGGGAAGGAGAGGGCAGAGGAGAGGAGGACCUCAGUUUCUGUAGACUUUCAAAAUAUGUUCCAGGACACUGCGACCGUGACAUCUGGCAGUCACAGCGUCAUGUGUGUUCUGGACAUGGACAAUAACCAGAUGGAGUUUGAUAUCCUACAGACUGCCAUUCCUCUCGAUCCAGUGACCUACAAGAGCGAGCAAGAGAUCUAA